AGAAUAUAAUAUCAGAUCGUGUAAGUGAAUGCAAUAGCAGUCUAUAUAUAUAUAUAUAUAAAAGAAGGAAAAGCUUUCAAAGUAUCCGACGUUAAUUCUCUUCUACAUCCUCUUCUCUAUCAAAGAUACUUAUGAGAUACCUCUCGUAUGCUCUCACUUCCCUCCAUUAAUGUCUUCUUUACUCUUCUCUGAAACUUUAAUCUGCAACUCUUUCUUCUCUAUCAUGGCACUUCUCUUCUCUCUCCUCUUCUGGGUUUCUCUUUCUUCUCUCGUCUUUAUCAUUCACCGCACAUCACAUCGCCGGCGGCUUCGUUUGCCGCCAGGGAACCUGGGUCUUCCCUUUCUCGGAGAGACUCUGCAGUUGAUAUCUGCAUACAAGACUGAAAACCCAGAACCCUUCAUUGAUGAACGUGUGAACCGGUUUGGUUCGUUGUUUACCACCCAUGUUUUUGGCGAACCGACGGUUUUCUCUGUUGACCCGGAUACGAACCGGUUCAUCCUUCAAAAUGAAGGGAAGUUGUUUGAAUCUAGCUAUCCAAGUUCUAUAUCCAACUUGCUUGGAAAACAUUCUUUGUUGCUUAUGAAGGGAAGCCGCCAUAAAAGAUUGCAUUCUUUAACCAUGAGUUUUGCUAAUUCAUCCAUUAUCAGAGACCAGCUUUUGGUUGAUAUAGACCGGUUGGUUCGAUUCAACUUGGAUUCCUGGACGGACCGGGUUUUUCUCAUGGAAGAAGCCAAGAAGAUAACGUUUGAGUUAAGCAUGAAGCAGCUGAUGAGUUUUGAUCCAGGAGAAUGGACAGAGAGCUUAAGGAAAGAGUAUAUGCUUGUUAUUGAAGGAUUUUUCACUUUGCCUUUGCCAAUCUUCUCUGCUACAUAUAGGAGAGCCAUCAAAGCUAGGACUAAGGUGGCAGAGGCUUUGAACUUGAUAGUGAGACAAAGAAGAAGAGGAAGUGAGGGAGGAGAGAGAAAAAAGGACAUGUUAGGAGCUCUUCUCUCCGCCGAUGACGGCGGCUUCUCCGACGAGGAAAUAGUAGAUUUCUUGGUGGCUCUUCUCGUUGCUGGCUACGAAACCACCUCUACUAUAAUGACUCUUGCCGUUAAGUUCCUCACCGAGACUCCUCUUGCUUUGGCUCAGCUCAAGGAGGAGCAUGAGGAGAUUAGGGCAAAAAAAAGUGAGGGAGAAGCUCUUGACUGGAGAGAUUACAAGUCAAUGCAUUUUACUCAAUGCGUUGUUAAUGAGACUUUGAGAGUAGCAAACAUAAUUAGUGGGGUAUUUAGAAGAGCAAUGGCAGACAUUGAUGUUAAAGGUUACAAAAUACCUAAAGGAUGGAAGGUUUUCGCUUCAUUUCGAGCUGUUCAUUUAGACUAUGAUCACUUCAAAGAUGCUCGAACUUUCAAUCCGUGGCGAUGGCAGAGUAAUUCAGGAGCAACAAGUUCAGGGAAUGUGUUCACUCCAUUUGGAGGAGGACCGAGGUUAUGUCCAGGAUAUGAGCUUGCUAGGGUAGAACUAUCUGUUUUCCUCCAUCAUCUAGUAACAAGUUUCAGUUGGACUCCAGCUGAGGAUGAUAAGUUGGUUUUCUUUCCAACGACCCGGACACAGAAACGUUACCCUAUCAACGUGCACCGUCGAAAUCAUGUAAAGUGUUAGAUUAGAAGAGAAGGGAGAUUGAGUAAAAGAAUGUAGAAGAACAUGUAGUCCUUUUGAUGCUGAAUCCCAAUGAAACUGAAAAGUAAUAGAAUAGCAUAUGUUCAAAUUAACAUGUGUUCUAAGUCAUGGAAUCAAUGAUUAGUACAGGUAAUGGGGAUUUAGGCAUCAUUUGCCUCCAA
Messenger RNA from Manihot esculenta (cassava), 1824 nucleotides. RefSeq names its product cytochrome P450 90A1. The transcript has 8 exons. Gene Ontology annotation, molecular function: monooxygenase activity; iron ion binding; oxidoreductase activity, acting on paired donors, with incorporation or reduction of molecular oxygen. The coding region runs from base 170 to 1645 and encodes 491 amino acids. The record is from RefSeq and is a predicted model, not a curated record. Lineage: Eukaryota; Viridiplantae; Streptophyta; Magnoliopsida; Malpighiales; Euphorbiaceae. Gene Ontology annotation, biological process: brassinosteroid homeostasis; multicellular organism development; brassinosteroid biosynthetic process.